Molecule: messenger RNA, 2321 nt
Organism: Capsaspora owczarzaki ATCC 30864
Lineage: Eukaryota; Filasterea; Ministeriida; Capsasporidae
Exons: 7
Coding region: 123-2222 (699 amino acids)
Biological process (GO): mitotic DNA damage checkpoint signaling; protein phosphorylation
Cellular component (GO): nucleus
Molecular function (GO): protein serine/threonine kinase activity; ATP binding
Source: RefSeq, a predicted model, not a curated record
CUUUGAGAGCGGAUUCUCUUCAUCUUGCACCGCUAGUCCUCCUCCUCCUCCCCGCUCUCCAUCUCGUUACACACAAACACAUACACACGCACUUUAGGCACUUUGGACGACUUUGGACAGCGAUGGAGACGACCCCAAAUAGCAACAGCUUUGGCCAGGCUCAAGGCAGCCGAGCUCGCCCAUCCUCAGGCCGACGGCUCGCCCGCGCCCAGGAUCCAAAGCAGGCCCCAGCGACCAUCGAUGCAUGUGCUGCACCGCCAACAGGACGGUCGCUCUCGCCUCAGCCGCAGCAGCCGCAGCAGCAGCAGCAGCAACAGACUCGCUCCCGCGCGCUGGCCGUUGCUGCAGCGACCCCCGCUGCCAUCCAGCAGUCUUCCUCCUCCUCCUCCACGACCUCGGCGGCGAUUGCGUUCCCAUCACUGCCGUCGCCGUCGCCUUCGCCGGUGCACCGGACAGGACGCGCUGUCGUGCCCAGGGCGGCAGCAGACGCCGAUCCUGUCAACCAGAGGCAUGUUUUCCCGCCAAAAACGCCGUUUGACAACACAACCCUCCAGGCGUCGUCUGGAAGCGCAUUCAGCCUCAUGUCGCCGUUGCAAGCGAAGCUGACGCCGCGCGCAUCAAGUCAGCUUGCCGAGGCGGCCGUUCCUGCCGCUCAGUCUGCCAAGUCAAAGCGGACCAGCGUUGCCGCCGCCAGCGCCAGCGCCGCGGAAGCCAACUCGUCGUUGACAUCACAGCCCCCAUCGCAACACGAGUAUGACGCAGACUGCUCUGCACCCUCUCCUGUCGUUCGACCGAAGCGUUUACACGAGCGAGAAUCGGCAGAGGAGGCCGGUCAUGCCCGCAAAGCAAUGCGCGCCACCGCGGAGCCAGCUGCUGCAGACUCGAACGUGCAGCAGCCCGCCCCUCGUUCGAAUGGAGCCAAAGGCAGCAGCACCAUGCAUGACCGCGAUCGUGCUCGAGGCUCUGUUGAACAGCGCUCUUCCACCAGCCGGUCUGGCACGCCGGGAGAUGCGCGGUUGUCCGUUUCGCAACAAGCAGCAUCACAGCCGGCUGCUCCCAACGAAGACGAGGCCUUUAUAAUGCGCCUGAGUGCGCAUGAUCGUGUGUUUAGCGAAACAUUCGACCAAGUUGAGCUGGUUGGCGAUGGCACGUUUGGAACCGUUUUCCGCGCCCGUGUCGCACAAGUUGAUGGCGCAUUUGUCGCGCUGAAGCGCAUCAAUUCGCUCAGCCAGCCUGCGCGAAUGCUGAAAGAAAUUAAAUGUAUUCAGGCCUUGGGAGGAAAUGACCACACCCCACACCUGCUCGGCACGUUUCGAUUUGGUGGAGACGUUAUUCUUAUUAUGCCGUACCUCAUGAGCGAAUCGUUCCGACAAUUUAUGAGAGACUUUUCCGUGGGCGACUUGCAAAUGUACAUGAAAGGCCUGUUUCGCACGCUCGCUUAUAUGCACAAAUCGGGCUAUCUGCAUCGGGACAUCAAGCCAAGCAACUACCUGUUUGCGCGAACGGCAAAGCUCAAAGAAGCAGGCUUCUGGGAAGAACGCUUGACCAACAUGGGAUACCGCGAUGGACAGUACAGCUACAUGCUUGUGGAUUUUGGGCUCACCCAACCAAUGAAUGCGGAUGAUUCGGCGUCCUCCCCGUCCUCCUCUGCAGCCGGUGCUAGCGCCGAAGCCUCUACUUCGUCGACGAGAGCCACCAACACUUUGACGAUUGCUGGGCGCGCGAAAAACGAUCGAAGGCCCGCCAAGGUCACGCAACGCGCAGGGACCCGAGGUUUCCGCGCACCCGAAAUCUUGCUUCGACAUUUUGACCAGACUCCAGCUAUCGAUAUCUGGUCUGUUGGAGUGAUCUUGCUGUCCAUUCUCACGGGCAAGUAUCCGUUUUUCGAGGCCCUCGAGGAUACAAAGUCUCUGGCCGAGUUAAUGUGGGUCUUUGGUUCUCAAGACAUGAUCCGACUGGCGGAUUCUCUAGGUAUUGAGCUGAUGGUAGACGAAACACAUCGUGAUCUGAAAGCCUGGAACUUGAAAAACGCGUGUACUACGAUGCGCGCCGCAUCCGAAGAGCUUCCAGACGAAGUGUUUGACUUGCUGGAGCGAUGUCUCGAACUUGAUCCUGCAAUUCGCAUCACCGCUGCCGACGCUCUUCGACAUCCCUUCAUCCAGGAUGUCAUGGGCACGCCAAUGUCGUCCGAUUCUUUGGAAUUUCCACAAGCAGCAAUGUAGAUACCUGCCUGUAGAAUAGAUGCUGUUCGUUGCUCUUUGUGUGAUUCGCAAACCAUCAAUGUACAGUACGCGACAGUAGAUUGCGAGUUCAAGAGGGCA